CCUUGCUAGGGCUCUAUGCACAGUGUCUCCAACAGAGCCAUCAAGCAGGAAACAGCGCGACCAACAGCUUCGCCAAGGACCCGAGUGCGCAGGCGCCCAUGGGGUGGUGGCAGUCGCGAGGGGCGGAGCUUCGUCGAGUCACCCGCCGAGCGGAGCGGAGCGGAAGGCGGAGCCGCAGGAGACAUGCGAGCGGCCGACGCAGGAGUAGGCGAGAAGGCGGACGGCUGCGCGGGCCGAGGGGUCCGUUGCGGUACCGGCGGGGCUCCCCAUCCCGCACGAGCACCGCAAGCCCUGGGUUCUGGCGCAAGCCCCGCGCCCUCAGACCACAGGCCCGGAAUCCGACCACACAGAUUCGCGCUCAACGUGCCUUUUCCGACCCCUUUGGAGGCAGAGAUCGCCUGUGGGUCCCUGGCUCCAGAUACUGAGCCGCACCAAGGACAGGUGGGAAAGGAGCUUAAAGUCAGCGGCAGCAUCCUGGCGGUACACUGGAAUGCUGAAGACACUCGCCUCCUCCGAAUUUCCAUCAUGAACUUUCUUGACCAGCUUUCCUUGGUGGUGAAGACAAUGCAGCAAUUUGGGCCCCCAGCUCCCCGCUAGGCCUGGACUGGGCAAGGGGCCCAGGGCUGACCUUAUGUCCCUUCCUAAGCAGUGGAUCCUUUCCUAGGGCAAAGAUCUCAGAAGUAGCUGCUCUUUAAUGUGUUUCAUAGUGGUAUGUCUGGAUUGGCCUGCCUAGGUUUGGUUUGGUGCUUAAAUGUUGCUGAAGAAAAUAAAACUGAGCUACUAACUGUCAUAGGUUAUUUUUUU
Jaculus jaculus (lesser Egyptian jerboa) is the source of this 804-nucleotide messenger RNA. It is a transcript of the gene Lage3, whose product is annotated as L antigen family member 3. Lineage: Eukaryota; Metazoa; Chordata; Mammalia; Rodentia; Dipodidae. The record is from RefSeq and is a predicted model, not a curated record. The transcript is spliced from 4 exons. The coding region runs from base 16 to 597 and encodes 193 amino acids. Gene Ontology annotation, cellular component: EKC/KEOPS complex.